AUGACAAAAAAGAAGAGGUUCAUCUCAAUGAUCUUACCGAUGAAGACAAACGGAAAUUCUCAUAUGAGCAGAAUGAUCGCUUUGAUUCAACAAUCUAUCCGAGAUGAUAUAUUUUCUUUGUUAAAUCAUGAUGGGUCAUCAAAAUCGGUUUGGGAAGCGUUAAGGGUUAAAGCCGAAGGGGGUAAACAAAUUAAGAAAAACAAAAUAGCUUUACUAAAAAAGGAAUUUGAUUUAUGUAAGCAAAAAGGUCAUUUCAAAAGAGAAUGCAAAAACUCUGAAGUUGACGAAACUGAGAAACCUUUCAAUGAUGAUUAUUAUCGAAAGGCGAUUUACCACCGUAGCAAAGAAGAGCCGAAAAUGAUCGAAAAUAAUCCCAAGGAGAAGUCAAGAGCAUGUGCUGUAAUCCAUGAUGACGAAGGGUAUGAUUGGAGUGAGAUUCUUCCAGAAGAAGAUCGUGUUGAUGAUCGAUUCACAGCUCAUGGCAGAACUAUAUCAAAGAGCAAACAUCAUGUUUUUAUUGCUGAAAUCAAGGAAAGAAGCCGAGAAGAAAUUCUGAGUGAGAAAACCAAAAGAGAAAGAUUCUUUGUUGGGUGCAGGAUUGAGAAAAUGCAAGAAGAAUACGAAGAUGCAAAGUACUGUGGAAGAUACGACAAGAAGAGAGAUUGCUAUGUCAACAGAAAUGGUGAUUCUGUCGUUCACAGAAAAGAAGUGAUUUUUGAUGAUGUUCUUGCAGUAAUUCCUCUGUCCGGCGAAUAUUAUUCGAAUGUCGCAAAAGAUAAAACAGGUUAUAUGAAAAGGCUGGACAAGAUAAUUUGUGACGUGAUGACCGUGAGUUUGAAGAAUAGGGAUGAAGAGAGAAUGAAGAAGAAUGUUGAUGAGAUAGUGAACGAUUUGAAGAAAGUGGCUGAAGAAGUUAAAGUCGAAACUCUGAAAGUUAAGGAUGUGAAGAUAGAAGAGGAAGAGAAGGUGAUAAAAGAAGUUGUUGAAGAAAAAGCUAUUAUUGAAGAACAGCAAGACAAGAAGAAAGAAGAAGAAAAAGAAGUGAAGGUUGAAAGUUUAGCUGGUGUUGGUGGUAAUGCUGGUACUGGUGAAGAAAAGAAGGAAGAUGCUGAUCAAACAAAGACAGCAGAGAAAGCCGAAGUGCCAAUCACUGAGGUGCUUCAGAAGACAACUGAAUGUCAUCAAGAGGAGGGUCAGAGUAGCCUGGCACGAGGAGAGGAGGUUGCUGAUCCCUGA
This is a messenger RNA of Helianthus annuus (common sunflower), 1236 nucleotides long. RefSeq names its product caldesmon-like. NCBI's taxonomy places the organism in Eukaryota, Viridiplantae, Streptophyta, Magnoliopsida, Asterales, Asteraceae. The record is from RefSeq and is a predicted model, not a curated record. The coding region runs from base 1 to 1236 and encodes 411 amino acids. The transcript is spliced from 3 exons.